Molecule: messenger RNA, 2043 nt
Organism: Clupea harengus (Atlantic herring)
Lineage: Eukaryota; Metazoa; Chordata; Actinopteri; Clupeiformes; Clupeidae
Gene: mettl14
Product: methyltransferase 14, N6-adenosine-methyltransferase non-catalytic subunit
Biological process (GO): mRNA modification
Cellular component (GO): nucleus; RNA N6-methyladenosine methyltransferase complex
Molecular function (GO): mRNA binding
Source: RefSeq, a predicted model, not a curated record
AUCUGUUAUGAGGAGAGUAAUGGGGUGUUGUGUAGUACCAGAAAUUCUCUGCUAGUAACAAUAGUACCGUGCAUCCGUACUUAGCGGUUGUGCACCCAUCCACCAUAGACAGUAAAAGGACCCCCUCUCCUAUACUACGGCUACUUUGCGCCCAGUCGGACGGUUUUGUUGUUGUGUAGAGUUCUUCACUAAAGUAGCGUGGCUUUCUUUCCUAUUGACGCUGAUUUCUUACUGCUAUUUCGAGGAGUAACGUUAGUGAUAAUUGAAUUGUGUAGUAUAUUACAAUACAUUUUUCCAGAAUGAACAGUCGACUUCAAGAAAUUCGAGAGAGACAGAAGCUAAGGCGGCAGCUUUUGGCACAACAGCUUGGGGCCGAGAGUGCAGAUAGCAUUGGUGCUGUGCUCAACAGCAAAGAUGAACAGAAGGAAAUUGAGGAGACGAGAGAGAUUUGCAGGGUAUCUCUGGACACAUCGGUGUCAGCCACAAAACGGAAGUGCCAGGAGGGAGAGGAUCCUGAAGAUGAUGUAGUGGAUCACCGGGAUGAGAUGGAACCUCAGCAGCCAGAUGUGAACGGGCCGUAUGAUGAAGUUUACAAAGACUCAAGCACCUUCCUUAAGGGAACACAAAGCCUGAAUCCUCAUAAUGAUUAUUGCCAACACUUUGUGGACACAGGGCAUCGUCCACAGAACUUCAUCCGAGACGUAGGUCUGGCCGACCGAUUUGAGGAGUACCCCAAACUCCGAGAGCUGAUUCGACUGAAAGAUGAACUCAUUUCCACCACAAAUACACCACCCAUGUAUUUGCAGGCAGAUCUGGAUGCUUUCGACCUGCGAGAUCUGAAGUGCAAGUUUGAUGUGAUCCUCAUCGAGCCACCCCUAGAGGAGUACUACAGAGAGUCAGGCAUCAUCGCCAGUGAACGCUUUUGGACUUGGGAUGAUAUUAUGAAGCUGGAAAUUGAAGAGAUAUCUGCUCUCAGAUCAUUCGUAUUUCUAUGGUGUGGUUCAGGAGAAGGCCUGGACCUGGGCAGAAUGUGCCUGCGUAAAUGGGGCUUUAGACGAUGUGAAGAUAUAUGCUGGAUCAAGACCAAUAAGAACAAUCCUGGGAAAACUAAAACACUGGACCCAAAGGCUGUUUUCCAAAGAACAAAGGAACAUUGUCUGAUGGGUAUUAAAGGUACAGUACGGCGCAGUACUGAUGGUGACUUCAUCCAUGCAAAUGUGGACAUUGACCUGAUCAUUACGGACGAGCCCGAGAUUGGGAACAUUGAGAAACCAGUGGAAAUCUUCCACAUCAUUGAGCACUUUUGUCUUGGACGCAGAAGGCUGCAUCUGUUUGGGCGUGACAGCACCAUACGGCCAGGAUGGCUAACUGUUGGCCCUACACUGACAAAUAGUAACUUGAAUGCAGAAGCAUACUCCUCCCACUUCCUGAUGUCCCACCUCUCUGGCUGCACAGAAGACAUUGAGAGGCUUCGUCCCAAGUCUCCACCCCCCAAAUCCAAGACUGAGAGGGGUGGGGGGGCUCAGCGGGGCGGCAGGGGGGGCCCAGCAGCUAUAAGAGGGGACCGCGGGCGGGAGCGCAAUCGACCCAACUUCCGAGGGGACCGGGGUGGCUUCAGGGGCCGUGGAGGACCCCACAGAGGAUUUCCCCCACGCUAAAGUACAAACAAUCAAUUUCAAAAGCUUUAGGAUGUUGACACUCCCUUUGUAUAGUGUUGAUUUAAAUGGGACACAGCUGUAUGCCCAAACCGCUUUUGUUUUUUUUUGUUUUGGAAAUGAGUGCUUUGCAUUAUUUCUGGUUUCAAAUACUGAAUGCUGAACGCUCUUGCAAAUAUGUUUUUUUUUCAUUAACAGUUGAUUGAUAUUGUGUGGUAGUAUUAAGUCUCUUAAACUGAAGUACAACAGGGGCUUAUUUUUUGUUGUAAAAAUGGGCAUUAUCAUGCUAUAUUUGUAUGUUUUUGUUUCCCCCAGAACAGUCUGUGCUAUCUGCCAUGAAAUGAAAACUAUUUUGUCUUAUUAAAUUGCUCUAGUUUGGGGUCUCAAA